Messenger RNA from Plasmodium yoelii, 2595 nucleotides. RefSeq lists its product as uncharacterized. Lineage: Eukaryota; Apicomplexa; Aconoidasida; Haemosporida; Plasmodiidae. The transcript has a single exon. Bases 1 to 2595 code for a protein of 864 amino acids. The record is from RefSeq and is a predicted model, not a curated record.
AUGGUCCUAUUAAAUGGAAAAUUCAAAUAUAUCGCGGUUGUAGCGAUAUUUUACAAUCUUAUUAUUUUAUUAGUUAAGGAAAAGUUUCCUUAUAUGUGCACCCAACAAAAAUCCCAUACUAUUAGUAAUAGAAUUCUUUAUGAAUAUUUGAAUAAUUUUGUAUCCAAAGAUAUUUUUAGACGCGACGAUAUAACUCUUAAGAAUCUUAACUUUGUUGAAACAAACUUGAAAAAUGAUAAGGAUGCUGAAAUUAAAGAAAAUAGUGAUACACAAAGCGUUGAUGAUAAUAUGUUUCAAAGGGUGUAUAAAUUUGUUUUGAAUUUUUUUUAUGGAAAUAAGAAAAAUCGUAUAAACAAAUCCAUGAACUAUGGAAGAUAUGAUAAUUUUAAUAAAAUAAAUGAUAUUUUUGAAUUUAUGAGAAACAAUGGUUUACCAAUUAAUAUAACAUCAGUAUGCUUAAUAGACACUGGAUUAAAUAUUAAGGAUGAGUUAAUUAACUAUUUUUUAAAUCAUGAUAUUAGCACAUAUAAUAGUUAUACAUAUCAUUCAGUUAAUAUAAAUUAUAAAAAACCUGAUUCAUUUAAUUUGGGAGUAAAUAGCGAAAAUUGUGAUGAAGAUAGUAAUUCUGAAUGUGAGUCUACAUUUUUGGAGAAUCAUAAUGGGUAUGAAAAAUAUGAAGAUAGAUCAAAAAUCCAAGGCGAUACAUUAAAAUUGAUAGAAAAAAAAUAUGAAAAAAAUGUGGAUUUACAAAAGAGUGGUAUAAAUGUAGAAAUAUGCAAAACAUUUGAUAAUAGUAAGGAAAAAAAAAAUGAUUCGAAUAUAAUUCCUGUAAUUAAAUGUCUAGAAUAUUGUAAAACAAAAAAUGUAAAAAUAAUUCAUAUAGAUUAUAAUAUAAAUGAAAAAAAUGAACAAUUAAUGCAAAUUAUAGAAGAUUUAAAAAAAUCGGAAAUAUUCGUAGUUUUACCAUCGAAAAAACUAUUUAAUGAAAAGUCUCAUGGAGACAAUUCUGUAAUAUAUCCAUUUCCAUUUUUUGAAGAUUUUGAACAUUUUGAAAAAUUUGAAAAAUUUGAAAAUGUUUUUUUUUUGGACAGUAUAAAUAGUAGUUUAAAAAAAGGAGAUGACCAUGAUAUGUUAGAUUAUGAAAUUAGAUAUAGUUCAGCAUUUUUUAUAAAUAUAAUAACAAUCAUUCUAAAUAUAUAUCCCAAUAUAUCUAUUAAAGAGUUACGAAAUAUAUUAAGCUAUUCAAUACUAUCGAAAGAAACGCCAGAAUUAAAAACAGAAAAUAUUUUUGAAGGUAACUUUGACAUAAAUAGAUUUAUUCAUAUUUUAUUAAAUAGGGGAAUAAUUUACUCUGAUUUUGUUCAAAAAUAUGAAGAUGUAACACCGAAUGAGCCCACGAAUAAAACAUCUGUUUUAGAGGGUCAGGAAGAUGGUGAGAUAGAACCACAGACCGAUUCCUCUACUGAUAUAUACUAUGAUGAAGAUGGUUCUGGUGAAGGUGGUUCUGAUGAAGGUGGUUCUGGUGAAGGUGGUUCUGGUGAAGGUGGUUCUGGUGAAGGUGGUUCUGGUGAAGGUGGUUCUGGUGAAGGUGGUUCUGGUGAAGGUGGUUCUGGUGAAGGUGGUUCUGGUGAAGAUGUAUUGAGUACUUUGAAUGAGUUGGAUGACUAUAGUGAGGAUUCCUAUAGCAAUAAUAAGAGUGAGCAGUUAUUAGAGGAUGAAAAUGGGCUUGAAGAUGAGCCGUUAUUAGAGGAUGAAAAUGAAUUUGAAGGUGAGACUUCCAAAGAUUUAUAUAGUGUUAAAGAAAACGAUAUUUAUGUUAUUGAAAGUAAGAAUCCAACUAAUAGCUCUUUUAUGCAAAUGAAUUAUGAUGAUAGAAUAAAAUCAAAAUAUGUAGACAAUUUAGAAGAUGCAAAUUAUCAAAAUCAUAGAGCUCAAUUUGAGAUAAAUAGAAAUGGCAAUAGAUAUCCUAUAUUUUCUGAAGACAAUUUAAGAGAUAGACAAAAUACGCAUAACAUUCAGAUGGUAAACGAUGGUAUAAAUUAUUCAGAAAAUGGAAGGAAUAUAGAAGAAUUAUAUGAUAAUGAUUUUGAAGGUUAUAGAGGAAAAAAUUUAAACCCCGAGUAUAAUAAUAACAAUAAUAAUAAUAAUAAUAUAAAUAGAGAAUUCGGAAUUUUAAAUUCUUGGAGAAAAAAUGAUGAGGGAUUAUAUUUGAAUGAUAAUGAAGAAGCUAGUCAGCCAUUUGAAUGGAUGGACAUGCAUGCAGAUGAUAUAUAUCAAGAUCGAAAAAAACGAUUAAAGGAAAAUAAUUAUGAUAAUAAGAAUGGAAGAGGAAGAAGAAUAGAUGAAGAUAAUAAACGAGGUAGAUAUAUAAAGAAUCGAAAUAUGCAGAAAAAAAAAAAAUUUGAUCGUGAUGUAAAAAAUAAAAGAUAUUUAAAUAGAAGAAGGAGUAAAAGACAGAUCAGUAAGAAAAAUAAAAGGAUUAUGAGAGAAAAAAAAAAUAAAUAUAAUAAUAGUAUACUAAAAAGAAAUGAAAUGAAAUCACAUAAUAAUCCACAAAAAAGUCCCAAAAUAAUUCCAAGAAGAUAUUCUAGAUAA